Molecule: messenger RNA, 4148 nt
Organism: Striga asiatica
Lineage: Eukaryota; Viridiplantae; Streptophyta; Magnoliopsida; Lamiales; Orobanchaceae
Source: the annotation of a GenBank genome assembly
GAGCAUUUACAGUCGACCUCAAAGAGUGAUGAACCCAUAACAAUUUCAUCCCCAAGGCUCCAAAUCCACCGGCGGGAAAACCACAAGUUUCCACACGAUUAGUGGCGGGAAAUUUAUCCAAUAAAAGUAUCCAAAUUUCCAUUUUUCGACCCGAGUUACUAUAAAUCAACCCGCCCGGCCCUAUUCAUUAAGCUGCUUCGCUUUUAUUUUUACAUUUUAUAAUACUCCAAAAAUUCUUCUGUUCGGGCUCGCUUUGGACGAGGAGAAAAUCACCAAACCCUCGAUAUGGUGAAACCCUCCCGAGCAAAGGACUCGUCCGAUGAUUACUUGUCCGAUUCCUCGUCGGAAGAAGAGGUUGUCAAAGAUCUGGCGGUUGACGAGGAGGUGGACGAGGAGGAGCUCGAAGCCGUAGCUCGGACUGCCGAUGAUUCUGAUGUAGAAGGUGAUGAUGACGAAGCACCCAAUGUUGAAGAAGAUGAAGACAAUGAGCUUGGGUAUGUUGAGAUUUGGAGUUGUUUACAUUUGAGGAAUGAUGCAGUGGUUAAUGUUAAAGUUGUUUCCAUGGUUCAGGAAGACGAUGCUGUUGCAAAUGAAAUCUCAAAGCGUGAAAAGGCAAGGCUUAAGGACAUGCAGAGAAUGAAGAAACAUAAAAUACAAGAAAUACUAGAUGCCCAGAAUGCUGCUAUAGAUGCUGACAUGAACAACAAAGGAAAGGGUCGAUUGAACUAUCUCUUGCAGCAAACAGAGUUAUUUGCACAUUUUGCCAAGGGUGAUCACUCUGUCUCUCAGAAGAAGGAUAAAGGAAAGGGCCGCCAUGCAUCUAAGCUAACUGAAGAGGAAGAAGAUGAGGAGUGUCUCAAGGAGGAAGAGGAUGGUCUUUCAGCCACUGGAAAUACGAGGCUAGUGGCGCAACCUUCUUGUAUUCAAGGAAAGAUGAGGGAUUAUCAGCUUGCUGGUUUAAAUUGGAUGAUACGGUUAUAUGAGAAUGGCAUUAAUGGGAUUCUGGCUGAUGAAAUGGGACUGGGUAAAACUUUGCAAACCAUCUCCUUGAUGGGCUAUUUGCAUGAGUUCCGAGGGAUAACUGGUCCUCACAUGGUUGUUGCCCCAAAGUCUACACUUGGCAAUUGGAUGAACGAAAUCAAAAGGUUUUGUCCGGUGUUACGUGCUGUAAAGUUUCUUGGAAAUCCUGAUGAAAGAAGGUAUAUACGUGAGGAGUUGCUAGUGGCUGGCAAAUUUGAUGUUUGUGUUACUAGUUUUGAAAUGGCAAUCAAAGAGAAGACUGCAUUGCGCCGAUUCAGCUGGCGCUAUAUUAUCAUUGAUGAAGCACAUCGCAUUAAGAAUGAGAAUUCACUUCUCUCGAAGACGAUGAGGCUUUAUAAUACUAACUAUCGGCUUCUAAUUACUGGAACACCUCUUCAGAACAAUCUUCAUGAACUCUGGGCUCUCCUUAACUUUUUGCUUCCGGAGAUAUUUAGUUCUGCUGAGACUUUUGACGAAUGGUUCCAAAUUUCUGGUGACAAUGAUCAGCAGGAAGUUGUCCAGCAGCUUCACAAGCAUGAAGGCUAUGUUUUUGGCUUGAAAAUUGUAUGGAACAGAGUUAGUAGAGAUCCCUUGGAUGUCUCAGGUGAAAGAUUGAAGUCUGAUGUUGAGAAAGGUUUACCUCCUAAGAAGGAAACAAUACUUAAAGUUGGCAUGUCUCAGAUGCAAAAGCAAUACUAUAGGGCACUGCUGCAGAAAGAUCUUGAGGUUGUAAAUGCUGGUGGAGAGCGGAAACGCCUUCUUAAUAUAGCCAUGCAACUGCGAAAAUGUUGUAAUCAUCCAUAUUUAUUUCAAGGUGCUGAACCUGGGCCACCGUAUACCACUGGAGAACAUCUAAUAGAAAAUGCUGGCAAGAUGGUUCUUCUUGACAAGUUGCUUCCAAAGUUGAAGGAGCGCGAUUCCAGAGUUUUAAUAUUUUCACAGAUGACAAGGCUACUGGACAUACUUGAAGACUACUUGAUGUUCCGUGGAUACUACUACUGUCGAAUUGAUGGAAAUACUGGUGGGGAAGAUCGUGAUGCUUCAAUUGAAGCCUUCAACAAGCCUGGAAGUGAGAAGUUUGUCUUUCUGCUGUCAACCAGAGCUGGAGGUCUUGGUAUCAACCUUGCCACUGCUGAUGUUGUCAUUCUUUACGACAGUGACUGGAACCCACAAGUUGAUUUGCAGGCCCAAGAUCGAGCUCAUAGGAUUGGACAGAAGAAGGAAGUACAAGUAUUCCGGUUUUGUACUGAGUACACCAUUGAGGAAAAAGUGAUUGAAAGGGCUUAUAAAAAGCUUGCUCUUGAUGCCUUGGUUAUCCAACAAGGGCGGCUAGCUGAGCAGAAGACUGUUAAUAAGGAUGAACUGCUGCAAAUGGUAAGGUUUGGUGCUGAAAUGGUUUUCAGCUCCAAAGAUAGCACAAUCACGGAUGAAGAUAUAGAUAGGAUAAUUGCCAAGGGAGAAGAGGCAACAGCUGAACUAGAUGCUAAGAUGAAGAAAUUUACUGAAGAUGCUAUUAAAUUCAAAAUGGAUGACAGUGCCGACUUGUAUGAUUUUGAUGAUGAAAAGGAUGAAAAUAAGCUUGAUUUCAAGAAAAUAGUCAGUGACAAUUGGAUUGAACCACCAAGAAGAGAAAGGAAACGCAAGUAUGUUCUUUCUGUUGAUAAAUGCUUAUGCUUACAUGUCAAAUAUAGUCAUUACUCUGAAUCCGAGUACUUCAAGCAGACAAUGCGACAAAGUGGUCCUGCACGACCAAAAGAACCUCGAAUUCCUCGCAUGCCGCAGUUACAUGAUUUCCAGUUCUUCAACACACAGCGCCUUACUGAGCUCUAUGAAAAAGAAGUGCGCUAUCUUAUGCAAACAAACCAAAGGAAUCAAGUUAAGGACACUAUAGAGGUGGAAGAACCAGACGACAUUGUUCUGUAUCCAGAGGUCGGAGACCCAUUGACUGCUGAGGAGCAGGAAGAGAAGGAGCAGCUUCUGGAAGAGGGGUUUUCAACAUGGAGCAGAAGAGAUUUUAACACCUUCAUCAGGGCAUGUGAAAAGUAUGGUCGAAAUGAUAUCAGGAGUAUUGCUUCUGAAAUGGAGGGGAAGACAUUGGACGAGGUGGAAAGAUAUGCAAAGGCCUUCAAAGAAAGAUACAAAGAGUUGAAUGAUUACGAUAGAAUAAUUAAAAACAUUGAGAGAGGAGAGGCCAGAAUUUCGCGGAAAGAUGAGAUCAUGAAAGCUAUUGGGAAGAAAUUGGACCGCUACAAGAACCCUUGGCUGGAAUUGAAAAUCCAGUAUGGCCAGAACAAAGGGAAGUUGUACAAUGAAGAAUGUGACCGCUUUAUGAUAUGCAUGGUCCACAAGCUUGGAUAUGGUAACUGGGACGAGCUGAAGGCAGCAUUUCGUACUUCACCUCUGUUUCGCUUUGAUUGGUUCGUAAAGUCCCGCACAACUCAAGAGCUUGCAAGGAGAUGUGAUACGCUAAUACGGUUGGUGGAGAGAGAAAACCAAGAAUAUGACGAGAGGGAGAGACAGGCACGCAAAGAGAAAAAGCUAGCAAAGAAUGCAACCCCAUCAAAGCGUGCUGCUGUUAGACAAGCUGCCGAGAGCCCUCCAUCAACCCAGAAAAAGCGGAAACAACUUUUGAUGGAUGACUAUGUUAGUUCGGGAAAGAAGAGGAAAUGAUGGCAGUAAGUGGUUUCAAAUGUUUGGUUGGUAUCUUUUUUGCGUCGAUGGAAAUUGGAUUGCCGUUGGCUCUGGCUCUUAUGUCAGUUUUGGCUUAUUGAUUGGCUUUGGGAGUGUAGUACCCAAAGGCUUAUUAGAUGGUCAAACUUGGAUUAUUAUAUGGUAUUGGAGUGUAUUAGACAGAAAAUUCCCUCGAUGGAGUAUAAAAUUAAUGCUGGUGUAGUUCUAGAAUUAACAGUAUUUUGGACGCUAAAUCAGUGAUAUGCUAUUUUGUUUGGCCGUUUUUUAGUGCCCAAAGUAUUAUUAGCUACUUUUCUUAUUAUUUGAAAUACUUAAUUCACCGUUGGUACAUGGUUUUCUAUGUUGUGGUGCUGUAGAGGCGAGCAUCAUCUAUUUUUAUUUUGGCGUAUGGGUAUGUUGGAGAUCAACGUUUUAAAAGGUGAAAAGCAUAAAUAGUG